Messenger RNA from Asterias rubens (European starfish), 1578 nucleotides. RefSeq lists its product as uncharacterized. The coding region runs from base 1 to 1578 and encodes 525 amino acids. Gene Ontology annotation, molecular function: nucleic acid binding. NCBI's taxonomy places the organism in Eukaryota, Metazoa, Echinodermata, Asteroidea, Forcipulatida, Asteriidae. The transcript has a single exon. The record is from RefSeq and is a predicted model, not a curated record.
AUGAAAGAUCAAUUCAUUGCAUUCAUGGACAAGAUGUUCCGGAACCAUCACGCUGAGGUUGCACCCCCACUGAAGAGCACAGAGAAGCGAUGGUACCUGCCGACCUUUGGAGUUUAUCACCCUCAGAAGCCAGACCAAAUCAGGGUCGUCUUUGACUCCAGUGCGCAACAGGAUGGCAUCUCACUUAACAACGUGAUGCUCACCGGUCCAGACCUGAAUAACAGCCUCCUUGGAGUUUUGAUACGCUUCAGGAAGGAACCUGUAGCAAUCGUCGCAGACAUUCAGCAGAAGUUCUACUGCUUUGGUGUGAGAGAGGACCAUAGAGACCAUUUGCGAUUCCUCUGGUACAGAGACAUCGACUUGACGAAAGACAUCAUCGACUACAGGAUGACAGUUCAUGUUUUUGGUAACAGCCCAUCUCCUGCUGUCGCCAUAUACGGUCUCAGACGAGCUGCCCAAGAAGGAGAAAGCGACCACGGUGCAGACACACGAGAAUUCGUAGAAAGACAUUUCUAUGUCGACGAUGGACUCACGUCUCUUCCCACUCCCAUUCAGGCAAUCGAUCUAUUGCAGAGGACCCGAGCAUCACUUGCAGAAUCAAACCUACGAUUGCACAAGAUCGCUUCAAACAACGCCGCAGUGAUGGCAGCCGUUCCACCAGAGGACCACGCCAAAGGUAUGAAAGAUUUGGGCCUCGGUGGCGAAAGCGGAGUCGUACAACGCAGCCUAGGUUUAUGCUGGGAAAUCACUAUGGACACAUUCACAUUCAGGGUGACGACCGACGACAAGCCAUUUACUCGCAGUGGAGUACUGUCAAUGGUAAAUAGCCUUUACGACCCUCUCGGCCUGGUAGCCCCGGUAACCAUACAAGGCAGAGCCCUACUUCAUGAACUCACAACCAAUGCUUGCCACUGGGACACACCUCUCCCCAAAGACAGCCUGAAAGAAUGGGAGAUGUGGAGAGAUUCGCUUCAGGAGCUGAAGGAGCUUCAUAUCCCUCGCACAUAUGCUAUGAAGUCUCUCACCAAGGUACGGCAAACCGAGUUGUGUGUGUUCUCAGAUGCGUCCACCAGAGCCAUUGGUGCAGUAGCUUAUCUCCGAAUCCUUGACGAAAACGGACAGACCGCAGUGGGAUUCGUCCUCGGAAAAGCUAAGCUAGCCCCUCUGUCCGAACCUACCAUACCUCGACUGGAACUAUGUGCUGCAGUGCUAGCAGUAGAGAUGGCAGAGCUCAUCCUAGACGAAAUAGACCUCAAAAUUGAUGUGGUGAAAUUCUACUGUGACAGUAAAGUUGUACUAGGUUACAUUAACAACGAAUCCAAGCGAUUUUACGUAUACGUACACAACAGAGUCGAGCGUAUACGUCAGUCAACGAAGCCAGAUCAGUGGCACUACGUGCCUACAGAGCACAAUCCAGCAGACCACGUUUCACGGGGAAUUCCAGCUUCCCAGCUCGCAAGUACAUCAUGGUUCACGGGACCGCCAUUUCUCUUCAAGCUGAACCAAUCUCCUUCAGAGAAAUCGAACCCCUUCGAGCUAGUUGAUCCAGAGCUAGAUGUAGAAAUCUGCCCCAGGUGA